This is a messenger RNA of Striga asiatica, 357 nucleotides long. The record is from the annotation of a GenBank genome assembly. NCBI's taxonomy places the organism in Eukaryota, Viridiplantae, Streptophyta, Magnoliopsida, Lamiales, Orobanchaceae.
AUGAUGAUCGAACCUAUUGGGCAAGAGUGGAUGAGGAGGAACCAUCUGAGAACCAAUAGAUUUUUUAUUACAGUUCUAAAAGAGGAAUCUGAAGCUUAUAUGGUGCUUCGGGUUCGUUCCCGACAGAGAUCACCGUACGGGCCACCAGUGGAAUCCAACGACUCACCAUUUAAAUCAGACGGUUAUUGCUUGAAAUCAAAUCCUGUUUCCAGGAUCAAGGACGACAAGAGGGCCGACAAGUGGACCAUCAAGGUCGAGUUAUAUAGGAUCCUGGGAAGAGAAGGGCAGGGAACAAACAUGGCCACUUGCCUAAGUAUGACAAAUUUUCGAUCAUCUGCUAUACACAAGAUUCCAUGA